Molecule: messenger RNA, 593 nt
Organism: Biomphalaria glabrata
Lineage: Eukaryota; Metazoa; Mollusca; Gastropoda; Planorbidae
Product: 60S ribosomal protein L24-like
Exons: 5
Coding region: 91-555 (154 amino acids)
Biological process (GO): cytoplasmic translation
Cellular component (GO): cytosolic large ribosomal subunit
Molecular function (GO): mRNA binding; structural constituent of ribosome
Source: RefSeq, a predicted model, not a curated record
UUUUAGAUUGAAGACUUUCCUUUCCUACUUUCCACUUCCUUUUAAUUAUCUCCGCAGCUGUUAGUUUCCUUUCUGUUUCCGGUCGUCAAGAUGAAGCUAGAACUUUGUUCUUACUCGGGUUACAAAAUAUACCCUGGCCAUGGCAAGCGUCUGGUCAAAGCUGAUGGCAGGACAUUUUACUUCUUAAGUCACAAGUGUGAACGCUCACAUACGAUGAAGCGUAAUCCUCGCAAUAUCAACUGGACAGUGCUUUAUCGCAGAAAGCACAAGAAAGGUCAGGUAGAUGAAAUAGCCAAGAGAAGGUCACGUCGUACACAGAAAUUUCAGAGAGCCAUUACUGGUGCAACUUUAAAUGAUAUCAUUGCUAAGAGAAACCAGAAACCUGAAGUUCGUAAAGCCCAACGUGAACAGGCUAUCAGGGCAUACAAAGAAAAGGUUAAAGUUAAAGAAGCUCAGAAGAAAAAUGUAAAGCCUGUCCCAACCAAACAGCCCAAACAAGCUAAAGCAACCAAGCAGCCUAUGGCUAAAGCUCCUCGUGUUGGUGGAAAGAGAUAAGCUGCUUUAUCAUUAAAUAAAAUUGUGACCAUAUAAAA